Messenger RNA from Penicillium alfredii, 1159 nucleotides. RefSeq lists its product as uncharacterized. The transcript has a single exon. The annotation marks the transcript as partial. NCBI's taxonomy places the organism in Eukaryota, Fungi, Ascomycota, Eurotiomycetes, Eurotiales, Aspergillaceae. The record is from RefSeq and is a predicted model, not a curated record.
AUGGAGAGGCUGACGGACCCGGGCACGCCGGGGGUCAGCGGCCAGGGGCGGAGGGCCGGGAAGCCCCCCCCCCCAGUUGGCCGGUGCGUAAAACCGCGGUGGGCGGUCGACCCCGACUCUGAAGUGCGGCCCCGCAGGCACGACACCACCAGAGUCAAAAAGAAGACCAGACUGGCAGGGAAGAAGCGAGAGGCGAGUCGACCUCGCCUCUACACAGACUCGCCGACCCCAUUUGGGCGGAUGGCGAGCGGACAAUCGUUCCGGUGCCCAAAAAGUGCUGGUGGGGAACGGUUUCACUAUGGGGGUGGUCCGUGCACGAUUUUUUCCCAUACAAAGUGGGCCUCGAAAGUUGACAAGUUCCCGACACGCGGGGGACUUGGUCGUUUUCAAUGUCAAGUCACGUGUACCCCGGGGCGCCUCGCGGGGCCCCCCGGGGGGCAUCUGCUCCCGGCAUGCCCACCCCCGGAGCCACCCCCCGAAGCGUCUACCUCCCGGCGUGGUCACCCCCGGAGCACCCCCCCGGAAGGCACCUCGCUCCGGGCCCGACCAACCCCGCCACCUCGAGAUAUAUAUUUCCUGGGUGAGAUGGUGUGGUCCCCCAUGGCGCCCCCCCCUCCUGUCUGGUCCACCCCAACCCCCCUCGCGGCUUCGGGUCCCGCCCACUUGCUCCCACACCCAUUUGUUCCCGGGGCGCUCGCCCCCGGAACCCCGCCGCGCCCAGGGCCUUCCCCCCCCGGGAGCCACCCCGGGUCCUCGCCCGCUAUGCCGUCACGAACUGGCGAACCCUCUUGGUCGCCGCCGCCCAACCUCCCCAGCCAACUGGUCAGGGGCCGGGCCCGCGUGCGGACGCCCUUCGCCCCGGCUCAGGACUCCCGCACUCGAUCCCCGUCGCCGGCCGGCCCCGCCGUCCAAGUCCCCCCGCCCGCCAACUGGCCACCCCUCGCCGCCGUCCCGGGCCCCGGAGGACCACCCCCCGCGGCGGCCCGCGGUGCCCAGCCCACCGGGGGGGGAGGCCUCCCGGGAGGGGCUGCGGUGGUGCCGUCGCGGGACCGCCCUGCCAGGCCCGCGCCGACACGCCCACACCCUCCCCCUCUAGGAUCCCGACCCCCGGCGCCACGCACCACGCCCGCCCCGGCGAGCGGCCCCCCGGGGGCCCGGA